Molecule: messenger RNA, 831 nt
Organism: Cheilinus undulatus (humphead wrasse)
Lineage: Eukaryota; Metazoa; Chordata; Actinopteri; Labriformes; Labridae
Product: C-C motif chemokine 25-like
Exons: 5
Coding region: 80-382 (100 amino acids)
Biological process (GO): lymphocyte chemotaxis; cellular response to interleukin-1; immune response
Cellular component (GO): extracellular region
Molecular function (GO): CCR chemokine receptor binding; chemokine activity
Source: RefSeq, a predicted model, not a curated record
AGUGGACAGAAGUUUUCCCUCCCAAGCAUCUUGCGAAAUACUGGAUGAGAGAAGCGAGGCGGUAAAAACAGCAGCAGACAUGAAAUUCCAAGCUCUUUUCUUUCUUCUGCUCCUCACCUGCAUGUACCUGAGUGUGGCACAAGGCUCUUAUGGUAAUUGCUGCCUUGGCUAUGUCACCAGACUGCAAUCCCGAGCAAAGAGGAACAUCGAAAGCUACAGGAUGCAGGAAACAGACGGGGAUUGCAACCUCAGAGCUGUUGUGUUUAUGCUAAAGAAGAGGGCCAGGCAGACCAGACAGACAACUGUUUGUGCCAAUCCAAACAAAAAAUGGGUGCGGGAUCUGGUAAAGUUUGUGGACCAGAAAAUGACUGCUCGGAGUUAGACCACCAAAAGAAGAAAAAGGAAACAAAUGAGGCUGUCAGCAGUCAUCUAUCAACUUUAACCAGAUGGAUCAUGUUUCAGCACAUCUGCUCUUCCCUGUAGCUGAAUGUGAAUGUAAAGAAACACAGUUCACUUUUAGACAAACAGCAUGUUCACAAUGUUUUUAGCCAGUGUAGAGAAAAUCCAUAUAUAUGAGCCAGUGUUAUGUUACUGUUCGCUGCUCUGAUUUAUAGAGCCUGCUAAUAAUGAGCCACUACUUGGCAGCUUUCAAAUGUAUUUCUAGUCUGUUUGUGUGCAUGUGUAAAAGAGUGUGUGACAUAUGAAAGAAACAUCUUUGGAGACAGAAUGACUCUUUUUUUAUAUAAUGACAGAUUUCAUAUUUUUAUAUUCACACUGUGUAAUUGUUCUUUAUGCAUUUUUCCAUUUUAAAUAAAGGAGCAAAAUAAAUCA